Molecule: messenger RNA, 1341 nt
Organism: Brettanomyces bruxellensis
Lineage: Eukaryota; Fungi; Ascomycota; Pichiomycetes; Pichiales; Pichiaceae
Exons: 1
Coding region: 1-1341 (446 amino acids)
Source: RefSeq, a predicted model, not a curated record
AUGAAUAUACAAAUACGAUCGGUACCGGUUGAGCCGGUGACCUCAGGUGAGGCAGUAUACUGCUUUUCGAAACCCAUAGAGAUACCAAUUUCUAAAAAGUGCCAGACUUGUGCUCAAAAUAUAUCACCAUCGCCAGCUUUAUUAUCAAUGCUUUAUACGAAAAGACACUCAUCAUACAGCCAAUCGUUGAGAAACAACAGUACAUCUUCAGCAUUACAAUCUCUUCGCUUUCCCUCACGUUCGGAGCUUGACGUGUCCACGUCUCCAUCUAGCGGAAAUUCAAGUGCCAACACAUCAAACAUAUUUGAUGACUCAGGAUCCUUUGUCAGCAUCAAUACAGAGUCGUCAUCUUUACAUACAGACUUGAGUUCAAGUUGCUUGUCGAUGAGGGAAGCCAUUCCAAAGGGGUGCGAUCCGCUAAGUGUAGCAGCAUAUAACGAGUCUCUUCUCGCCAAGAGAAUACCAGCAACAAAUGGUUGCAGUAAAUGCUACCAACAGAAAAAGCGUCCAAGCCACAAGAAGUCUUUGCUACAACUUGUGCACAAGUGGAGCUCCGAGGCUCUUUCUGGGCUUGCCAGCGGGUUCUGGCAGAGCGAAAUCCAGAAGAGUGAAAGGUCCGAAAAUGGUCAGGAGACAAACAUGAGAGGUGUGGAAGCUGAAAAAGGAUACCAGUCGGAUUCAUUGCAUGGAAAAGCACUUGAUGUGCAAUUACAGACAUACCGCACAGUUUACAGUGCAAUUCCAAGAGAGGAAGGCAUUGCUGUCUCAGGGAACCGGAUUGCCAGCCGGCUGAUCGGAAAUUCAACACUUGGUGCCAAGGGCAGAGAGCCACGCAUCAAUUCUGAGUUUUUGAAGUUUUACGCACUCGACUACUCGUGCCGGGUUCAGGAUUAUCUUCGUAUUUCGGAUCAGGAGCUGGAUCUCUAUGAUAGGGAGUACGAGGAGAGCGGAUGCUCGUGCAUAGACGAGUUCCUGGAUCGUUACAUCAUCUGCAAUGAUGACUCGGACGACAGUUUUGACUCUGUUAGCAGCGUUGACGUUGCAAAGUUCAGAAACUGCCUAAAGCUCUCAUUGCUGUCUAGACACAAGCUCUGGAAUAAUGUGAUUUUACCACCAAGAGAGGACCUGCCUAACUGUAUACGUGGCCGGUAUGUUCACGAAACACAUCCGUCAGUAAAUGGUGCAGGGUUGGUUCGCACGGGGGGUAAAUACAUGCCAUGGCUCAACAUAACGGAUUUUGGUUCUUCUGCACGUAAAUCGAUUCCACCAUGCGGCAAAAUGGCUGAUGGCACUCAGUUCACAGUUAAGGGCUGGUGCAAUGAGAGGUGGUGCUCGCACUAA